CUCGGCCGCGCGCGGACGCCGCUGCUUCUCAGCGCCAGCCUAGCGGGCGGACGCGCGCGCCGUCGCCGAGCAUGCUCUCUUUUAUCUCUAUUUAACAACUUUUUUAAAAUAUUAUUUUUAUGUUCGGCAUUUUCCGGAAUUUCCAAGCAUAGACUCGCGCGCGUGCCGUCCGCCGGACGAGCGGGAUCUCCGGGCCCUGACGAACCGCCGCGCCGCGGCACCCCCGGGGUACUCAGUCAGUCCGGCCGCCCCCCCUCCAUGUGUGUCGGCUUUGUGCUUUUUUUCCCUUUUCUUUUUUUGAAUGGAGCCGGGCGCGUACCUUUUUUUUUGGCACAUCGCUUUAACCCCGGCGUUACGGGACGGGCGCUUUCAGAAACGUGCAUUUACAUUAAUAUUUAUAUACGUUUCAGGCGGACCAGAGCGCGACUUCCAAGCCGGCGAUAAUAUCCCUGCCUGUCAGUGGAAGGAGCUCCAGAAAUAAACGUUGCUGUCAUUUAUAUUUUAUUUUAUUUUUUUCUUUUCCGAGCGGGGGGUGGAUAGGAGGGAGCCGAGUCGCCUUCAUUUGGACGCCAUCCUCCUGGCGCAAGAAAAAGGCGCACUUCUUUUCACUGAACAUUACAGCUGGGGGAGACACAUUUCCAGGCUGUUAUGUACAAUUAAGGCUUUACAUACGUAUUCUGUCUUGUUUACGCUCCCAAACCUUGAUGCCCCUGGUGCAGAGAGCGGUGGACCCCGUUUGGACAGUUUGCUCAGUAUUAUUGGAGCAUGGGGAAGCCAGGGCCUCAGAAAGUGCUUGAGUGGAAGGAUGGACGACGGAUCAAACAUGCCCGCAGCGGCCGGCCGUCACGGAUCCCCACCCAGUACCAGGGACAAUUCAGCUGGGAGAAGUACCUGAAGGAGACAGGUGCCACAGCGGCCCCCGCCUACUGUUUCCGACAGAGUGCAACGCCUCCGGUGAAUGAGUUCAAGGCGGGAAUGAAGCUGGAGGCCCAGGAUCCACGCAACACCACGUCCACGUGCAUCGCCACAGUGGUGGGCCUGACCGGCUCGCGGCUGCGCCUACGUCUCGAUGGCAGCGACAACAAGAAUGACUUCUGGCGCCUGGUGGACUCCUCCGAGAUCCAGCCCAUCGGCAACUGUGAGAAGAAUGGGGGCAUGCUGCAGCCACCGCUGGGCUUCCGGCUGAACGCUUCCUCUUGGCCCAUGUUCCUGCUCAAGACCCUCAACGGGGCGGAAAUGGCGCCGGCCCGCAUCUUCCACAAGCAGGAGCCCCCUGCACCGGAGAAGAACUUCUUCCAGGUGGGGAUGAAGCUGGAGGCCGUAGACCGCAAGAACCCACAUUUUAUCUGCCCGGCUACUGUGGGGGCGCUGCGCGGGUCCGAAGUGCUGGUUACCUUCGACGGCUGGCGUGGUGCCUUCGAUUACUACUGCCGCUAUGAUUCGCGGGACAUCUUUCCCGUGGGCUGGUGUGCCCUCACCGGAGACAACCUGCAGCCACCUGGAACCAAAGCUGUGCUGCCGAAGAGCUUGGGCCCGCCACCGGAGGGCAGUGUGGAGGGCUCCGCCGUGCACCCCUUGCCGGGCAAGCCCCCUGGGCAGAGCCGCCGCAAGCCGGGGCGCCGGAAAGGCAAGCUGGCCGGAGCCUGGGGCGCCAAGGGGGCUGACGGCAAGGGACUGGAGCCCGUCAAGAUCCCCAAGAAGAGAGGCCCAAAGCCUGGCAGCAAGCUGGGAUGGGCAAAGCGGACAGCCUGGCUGGAGGGGCAGAUUUCAGGGCCUGGCCGUCCCCUUUCCCGGCCCAGGGGCCGACUCCCAGCCAGCUGGACACAGAGGGCAGCCCUUCAGGCCGCCCAGGGGGAGCCCCUCAAGAUCCCCAAGAAGAGGGGCCCCAAACCGGGCAGCAAGAGGAAGCCCCGCGUGGUGUCCAAUCCCAUCCCCACAUCCCCCACCAGCAGCACCCCAGAGCCUGACACUAGCAGUGUGCCCUUGGACAAUGCCACCAUCCCUAGCGCCGCCCUUCAGGCACCCACAGUGUGUGUGUACCUGAACAAGUACGGCAAGACGGGGCCCCACCUGGACCCGUGGCGUGUACAGAACCUGCCGGACCACUUUGGGCCGGGGCGGGCCUCCUCGGUGCUGCAGCAGUGUGUGCAGGCCUGCAUCGACUGUGCCCACAACCAGACCUCCGUCUUUGCCUGCCUGAAGCCAGGCCACGGCGGGGAGGUCAUAUCAGCCUACUUUGAGCAGCAGCACCACACGCUCACCCUGCCGGCCGUGAACAGCGUCACCUACGUGCUGCGUUUCCUCGAGAAGCUCUGCCACAACCUGCACAGCGACAACCUCUUCGGCAGCCAGCCCGUGUCCCUGGGGGGCCCCCACUAUCCCUACAGCGACAGGAAGAGCUUUGCUGAGGGCCGGAGUACCAAGCGAUUCCUGCACGACUCCUUCAGUAGCCAGGCCACCCACAAGCUGGCAAAAAGUCUCCGUCACUCUUCUGAAGCCGAGCCCUUAGUCCUGGAGAACGGAGUUGGGGGUGGGCCAGAGCACCUGGAGCCCUCGCCACUUACGACCGGCAUGCCAGGCCGCCCCCUGGCCCUGCGCUCGCUCUCCCAGCAGGGCAGCCCCCCCAGCAAGCUUCUUCGCCUGAGCUCCGCAGGUUCGGACCGCUUCCUGGGCACCCGAGAGAGCCCCUGGCCCAGUGGGCAGGACCCCAGCCUGUGGACAGUGGAGGACGUGAUGCAAUUCAUCCGGGAUGUCGACCCCCAGCUUGGCCCGCACGCCGACCUCUUCCGGAAACACGAGAUUGAUGGGAAAGCCCUCCUACUGCUGCGCAGCGACAUGAUGAUGAAGUACAUGGGGCUGAAGCUUGGCCCCGCCCUCAAACUGACCUUCCACAUUGACAGACUCAAACAGGGGAAGCCCUGAGCGUCCAGGGAAGAUCCCCCCCCCCCCCAAACUGGAACCGGCUCCACACGGUAUAUGAUGCGCACAGAGAAGGCACUUGCUGACCAUCGUUGUAGCAAUCACAAACCAGCCUUUGGGGUCAAAAGUCAAGCUGCUGGCACUCACACGAAUCGGCCAUGGCCAGUCUUUAGGGCCCUGAAGUGUUACCUGUGAGCCUCUGCUGCCCUUUCUGGCCCCCCUCCCUCGAGGGACGUGAUGGUUCUUUGAAUGUUUUGGCACCAGCCGAGUAGAGAUUGGCGCACCUGUGUUUCGAACCCUUGGUUUUCUCUCAUGUAGCACGUACAGCCGGCCCCAAGGGCGUCACUGAAAACUACAAACUUACCCAUGGUCUUUGUGUCCUGGUACCAUACUGCUAGACCUCGGUUCUUAAUUUUGACCUCUUGGCCAAGCUCACUUUAUAAAGACUGUUUUGGCCUUUUUGGCCUGUGUUUUUAUGAAUUUUUAUCUUGUGUGUGUAUAUAUAUAAAUAUAUAUAUUACAAAUUCCCUUUAACUCUGGAAAAGAUGGCUCUUUUUUUUUAUAUAAAGGACUGUUAUCUCCCCACCCCAUGUAAAUUCCCAGAUAAACACUAGCUCUGACCCCAACCUUUUGGGAUUGAUUCUGUACUGACCUCUACUGAGGCGAUUUUAUUUUUUUUUUUCACAUCAUACUUUAUACAGCUUUGAGAUGUACUGGAAUAAAGAGUUACUGAAUGUGCUGUCAUGGAAAGGACAGUCUAUAUAUCCUCAUCGGUGUUAAAUGCGAUUGCUCUGUCUGUUUCCUGUCGUUUGUACUUUUUUAUUUUUUAUACUAUAUUAGAAGGUAUACGUUGAGAGCAUUCUUACUUAAUACGGUUCAAUAAAAUUAAUUUGAAGCUGAGUCUAUC
Molecule: messenger RNA, 3826 nt
Organism: Paramormyrops kingsleyae
Lineage: Eukaryota; Metazoa; Chordata; Actinopteri; Osteoglossiformes; Mormyridae
Gene: scmh1
Product: Scm polycomb group protein homolog 1
Biological process (GO): negative regulation of DNA-templated transcription
Cellular component (GO): nucleus
Molecular function (GO): histone binding; chromatin binding
Source: RefSeq, a predicted model, not a curated record